AUGACCGAGUGUGUGUGCAGAAAAGUGCAGUCUGGUUUACACUUGUACAGGUCUAAUCACGUGUACAGGUCUAAUCACGUGUACAGGUCUAUACACUUGUACAGGUCUAAUCACUUGUACAGGUCUAAUCACUUGUACAGGUCUAUACACUUGUACAGGUCUAUACACUUGUACAGGUCUAAUCACUUGUACAGGUCUAAUCACUUGUUCAGGUCUAUACACUUGUACAGGUCUAAUCACUUGUACAGGUCUAAUCACUUGUACAGGUCUAAUCACUUGUACAGGUCUAAUCACGUGUACAGGUCUAAUCACUUGUACAGGUCUAAUCACGUGUACAGGUCUAAUCACGUGUACAGGUCUAUACACUUGUACAGGUCUAAUCACUUGUACAGGUCUAAUCACUUGUACAGGUCUAUACACUUGUACAGGUCUAAUCACUUGUACAGGUCUAAUCACUUGUUCAGGUCUAUACACUUGUACAGGUCUAAUCACUUGUACAGGUCUAAUCACUUGUUCAGGUCUAAUCACUUGUACAGGUCUAAUCACGUGUACAGGUCUAAUCACUUGUACAGGUCUAAUCACGUGUACAGGUCUAAUCACUUGUACAGGUCUAAUCACUUGUACAGGUCUAAUCACUUGUACAGGUCUAAUCACUUGUACAGGUCUAAUCACUUGUACAGGUCUAAUCAUGUGUACAGGUCUAAUCACUUGUACAGGUCUAAUCACUUGUACAGGUCUAAUCACUUGUACAGGUCUAAUCACUUGUACAGGUCUAUACACUUGUACAGGUCUAAUCAUGUGUACAGGUCUAAUCACUUGUACAGGUCUAAUCACUUGUACAGGUCUAAUCAUGUGUACAGGUCUAAUCACUUGUACAGGUCUAAUCACUUGUACAGGUCUAAUCACUUGUACAGGUCUAUACACUGAAGUUGUGUCUUUUAUAAUACAUUGAAUUAUUAACAUUAUUAUUGUUGUGUAUUUUAGAAUGUGAACUCACUAUUAAUGAAUUUAUUUGCUACAGUUAUUGAUAAUUAAACAUAAAAGUACAUAAACCCGCA
This is a messenger RNA of Tachysurus fulvidraco (yellow catfish), 1058 nucleotides long. Its product is annotated as metacaspase-1-like. Lineage: Eukaryota; Metazoa; Chordata; Actinopteri; Siluriformes; Bagridae. The coding region runs from base 1 to 927 and encodes 308 amino acids. The record is from RefSeq and is a predicted model, not a curated record. The transcript is spliced from 3 exons.